AUGUCUACAAUUCGAUUUCCUAAGAUUGGACGGAUCGUUCGGUUGGAUGGUGGUUCAUACGACGUCGAUGCAAUACCCGGUUUGGGUGGACCAUUCGAAACGGCAACGGAGUAUUUCGCAGCAUGGGGCCAGGCCGCCAAGUUUCCCGCAGGAGAAGCCUACAUAAGAUCUUGUCUACCCCUUCAUGUGCAGGAUGAAUUUGUCGUGUCUAUUCGGGAAUUUCCGCAUAGAAUUGCAAAAGGUGGGUAUCAGAUUACAGUGAAAAAUGAAGGUCCUUUCCCGCUGUACCAUCCAGAUUUCCGUCAUAGCAACGUGAUUAUCGACAAGAAUUAUAACAUCUUGUCUAUCAUUGAUUGGGAAAACGCGGGGACGGUUCCGUGGGAGAUUAUCGAGUUUCCCUUGUUCUUGGGCACUCUGCCUCCUCCUAUGGAUCUAGAGACAAAUUAUGAUACUGAGGGGAACCCCACCAACGAAGAGAUGCAGCAGAUAUGGAAAGACCGGACCGACUAUGUGCGAGACGUCAUGCAUUUCGAGUGCAGAAACCUCUCUGAUAGGAGCCUUUCCACAAUGUUGGCCUCGCGAUAUACUCAGAAUAUUGGGACGGCGAUAAGGCUCUACCACGAAUCUGGAAAACUUGGUCCUUAUUGCAAUGUCUUGGAUAAGCCUUGA
This is a messenger RNA of Penicillium riverlandense, 669 nucleotides long. RefSeq lists its product as uncharacterized. NCBI's taxonomy places the organism in Eukaryota, Fungi, Ascomycota, Eurotiomycetes, Eurotiales, Aspergillaceae. The transcript has a single exon. The record is from RefSeq and is a predicted model, not a curated record. Bases 1 to 669 code for a protein of 222 amino acids.